This is a messenger RNA of Megalops cyprinoides (Indo-Pacific tarpon), 1335 nucleotides long. Its product is annotated as epoxide hydrolase 3. The coding region runs from base 94 to 1221 and encodes 375 amino acids. Gene Ontology annotation, molecular function: hydrolase activity. Lineage: Eukaryota; Metazoa; Chordata; Actinopteri; Elopiformes; Megalopidae. The transcript has 7 exons. The record is from RefSeq and is a predicted model, not a curated record.
CAGGGACGUUGCGUGCGUUUGGCUGGCGGGUUGUGAAGCUGAACGAUGCGGUGUCGCAGCGUGCACACCUCUCCGGGGCGGUAGCCGCUCGGCAUGGGCAGCGCGACGCUGUCCCUCCUGCUGCUCCCCACCCGCCUCUGUCUGGGGCUGCUGUCCGUGCUUUACUGGGUCCUGGUGUACGGGACGGCCGUGAUCACCGCGUGCAUGCUGCUGGCCCGGGUCGCGUGCAGAGGACUGAGGGACCCGCGCGGAACCUGCCGGUGGACCGUGCGCACGAGCGUGCCCGCGUGCCUGCGGGACCCCACUCUGGGCACGCACGGGUACUUGCGGUGCAGGAGUUCAGGUCUGCGUUUGCACUAUGUGUCAAAGGGAGACAGCAGGAAACCCCUCAUGCUAUUGCUUCAUGGCUUCCCAGAGAACUGGUUCUCCUGGCGGUACCAGCUGAGGGAGUUUAGUGUGCAGUUCCACACGGUGGCGUUGGACCUGCGGGGCUGUGGGGACUCUGCUGCCCCCUCCAGGCUGGAGGAAUACACUCUGGAAAAGCUACUUGAUGACAUCAGAGACACCAUCAGUGGCCUAGGGCACACCAGCUGUGUGUUGGUGGGGCAUGACUGGGGCGGGAUGCUGGCCUGGCACUUUGCUCUGGAGAGGCCAGACAUGGUGCAGAGCCUGGUGAUCAUGAACGCCCCGCACCCGGCCUCAUGGCUCGAUGCAGUGUUAAGACAGCCCUCUCAGCUCCUGCGCUCUGGCCAUGUCUGCUUCUUCCAGCUCCCUCUGCUGCCCGAGAUCGCCCUCUCCAUGGAGGACUUCAAGCUGGUGCGCAGUCUCCUGUGUGGUAAGCGUUUGGGCAUUAGGAGCAAGGCUCGUCAGCUGUCGGAGGCGGAGUUGGAAGGGUACCUGUACUACCUGUCCCAACCAGGGGGUCUGACUGCACCCCUCAACUACUACCGCACUCUCCUCAGUUACACCCUGUACAGACAUCAGGAUGUGGGCGUGCCCUCUAUGCUGAUUUGGGCGGAGGCGGACAGCGUGUUGGUGGAGGGGAUGUCGGACGGGGCGCGGCCGUACUCGCGGGGUGCAGCGGCAGUGCACAGGAUUCCGGGGUGCAGUCACUGGGUGCAGCAGGACCAGCCGGAGACCGUCAACCUGCUUCUGUGGGACUUCCUCCUGCAGAGGGUGCGGCUGCAGUACCAAGCCCCGCCACCAGGAGGAGCACCAUGAGAGUGUGCUGUGCGGUGGGAGACUGGGGCCGGUCUCACUGGGUCUACAGAGAAAUACUACAUCUGACGACCUUGGCAAUUGGUGGGCUGGUCUAUAUACUAGAGGUUACUCUAA